This is a messenger RNA of Varanus komodoensis (Komodo dragon), 1784 nucleotides long. RefSeq names its product transmembrane protein 150A (gene TMEM150A). The record is from RefSeq and is a predicted model, not a curated record. Bases 131 to 946 code for a protein of 271 amino acids. Gene Ontology annotation, biological process: protein localization to plasma membrane. The transcript has 7 exons. Lineage: Eukaryota; Metazoa; Chordata; Lepidosauria; Squamata; Varanidae.
GCUGGAGGCCUUGAGUCGUAGCUCACUGCCCCGCCUGCCCACCCACCCCUCUCCUUUCCUCUCCCCCUCCCCCCUCCUCAUCGGAGUCCUUCCCACCCCCCGCACACCUGCUGUGUGCCUGCGCUCACUGAUGACAGCGUGGAUCGUCCUCCCCGUCAGCCUUUCUGCCUUCUCGAUCACGGGAAUAUGGAUCGUGUAUGCCAUGGCAGUGAUGAACCACCACGUGUGCCCUGUGGAGAACUGGUCGUACAAUGAGUCCUGCGCUGCUGACCCCGCCAAGCACGGCUACCCCAAAAGCUGCUGCACCUUGGAGGACAUCCCUUUGAUCAGCAAAUGUGGUACCUACCCUCCUGAAAGCUGCCUCUUCAGCCUGAUUGGCAACAUUGGAGCUUUCAUGGUGGUGGUGAUCUGUUUCCUGCGCUACGGACAGCUGAUUGAGCGGAGCCACCGUUCCUGGGUGAACACCACGGCACUGGUCAUGGGUUGCACCAAUGCUGCCGGCCUCGUCAUUGUCGGCAAUUUCCAGGUGGACUACGCCAAAUCUCUCCACUACAUCGGAGCUGGAGUUGCCUUCCCAGCGGGCCUCCUUUUCGUCUGCCUCCAAUGCGCCCUCUCGUACCACGUCGCCGCCUCUGCCCUGGACUUCUGGGUGGCACACCUGCGUGUCUUCCUCACCGGCGUGGCCUUAAUUUCCCUCGUCCUCAGUGGGAUCUUUUUCAUCCACGAAAGCUUCCUCCUGCAGCACCUGGCGGCCAUCUGCGAGUGGAUCUUCGUCAUCGACAUCCUGGUCUUCUACGGAACCUUCGCCUACGAGUUCGGCGCCGUCUCCAACGACACCAUGGUGGCCGCGCUGCAGCACUCGCACAGCAGGGGGUGCAAGUCCCCCGGCGGGAGCAGCACCUCCACGCACCUGAACUGCAACCCGGAGAGCAUCGCCAUGAUCUGAGCGCGGCGGGCACCGUUGCCCAGCCUGCAGCUGCGGCAGCUGCCUUGUUUUCCCCCAGUGGGGGCCGAGGGGCACCUUCUUCCACUGGGUAAUUCUACGUUUGCAACAACCCCCCCACUUUUUAAAAGUAAUGGUUGCCAGCACUAGCCCCCCCUUGGUCCAGGCGGGCACCUCCGUGCCUCUCUCAGACCAGGCGCGAGAUGCAUCGGGAAGGCUGGGCCCCGCAGCCAGCCCUGGGGGGGCCUGGACUGCAGCGGCUGUCCUGCUUUUCCUCGCCGGUCCGGCUUGCCGUCGCGCACGGUCCUCCGGCCACCCCGAGGCCAUCGAAUUGGCGCCCCGGGGAGCCACACUGGGCUCCAGCCAUGCUCUCCGCACUCCCGGCUCCAGCGUCCCACAGAGGGCCGUCCAGGUGCCCGCCAACGGCAGCUGCUCACCGGCGCGCCUCCCUGCCUUUCCCUGCCCACCUUCCCUUUGGAGCAAGUACACUGACCAGGAGCGAGGGGGGAGCGGUGCGCAGGGAUGGGGCGACGACGGAAGAGGCAGCUCCCCGUGCCAGGCCUUCCCGGGAGACGCCGCUCUGCGCACUUGGCCUUGCAAAAAUGAGCCAGUGCCCCCGGAGCACGGACGCGUUGCCAAGCAGGGCCUGCUGUAGGGGAGCGACCGGCCGGCCGAGUCCUCGCUCCACGCGGCCACACGCCCCUAUGAGCGGACUUCCCCGAAGGCGGAGAGGAGCGCUUCUGGCCCUCGGCCCCGAGCGGCUGAGCUGGUGGCUUGGUGUUUUUUAGAACUUUUUUAUAUCUCGCUAUAUAAACGGUGUAUAAAGAGUUGCCUCAAAGCA